Mugil cephalus (flathead mullet) is the source of this 2172-nucleotide messenger RNA. RefSeq names its product serine and arginine rich splicing factor 5b (gene srsf5b). Gene Ontology annotation, cellular component: nucleus; cytoplasm; ribonucleoprotein complex. The transcript is spliced from 8 exons. Bases 156 to 1043 code for a protein of 295 amino acids. NCBI's taxonomy places the organism in Eukaryota, Metazoa, Chordata, Actinopteri, Mugiliformes, Mugilidae. Gene Ontology annotation, molecular function: mRNA binding. The record is from RefSeq and is a predicted model, not a curated record.
UGACGUCGCUUUUGGGCCCCGCCCCUCUCCCUCCCCUCCUGCAAACCGUUAAGACGCCAUUUUGUUUUUAUCCGUAGUUUGCGAUUACUGCCGACAUUCAGUCAAAGAAAACACUACUACCACCUCCCCUAAAGACUUGAUUUAGCAAUAUCAACAUGAGCGGAUGUCGUAUUUUCAUCGGCCGGCUCAGUCCCUCGGCCAGAGAGAAGGAUGUGGAGAGGUUCUUCAAGGGAUACGGCCGCAUCCGAGACAUUGACCUGAAGAGGGGCUUUGGUUUUGUGGAGUUCGACGACCCCAGAGACGCAGAAGACGCCGUCUAUGAGCUCGACGGCAAAGAGCUGUGCAACGAAAGGGUGACCAUCGAGCACGCCCGCGUCCGUCUGCGCGGCGGCCGAGGCAGAGGCGGUAGCGGCGGAGGAGGAGGCGGACGUUUCUCCGAUCGCUAUGGCCGAGGCUCCCAGAACAGUCGGAGUCGAAACCCUCCUCCGAUGCGCACGGAGAAUCGUCUUAUCGUGGAGAACUUGUCCUCUCGCGUCAGUUGGCAGGACUUGAAAGAUUUCAUGAGACAAGCUGGAGAGGUGACAUUUGCAGACGCACAUCGACCCAAACUCAACGAAGGAGUGGUUGAGUUUGCUUCUUACAGUGAUCUGAAAAACGCUCUUGAGAAACUGUCUGGAAAGGAAAUCAAUGGCAGGAAAAUCAAGCUCAUUGAAGCAGCUAAGAAGAGGUCGAGAAGUCGUUCGCGGUCCGAGAGCUCCUCCCGCUCGCGGUCCCGUUCCCGCGGUCGCUCCCCAUCGCGCUCCCCCCGACGCUCCCGCAGCCCGGCCAAGGCCCACAACCGCUCCCGCUCCCGCAGCGGCUCCCCCGGCGGCGGGAACUCGUCCCCCAACCCCAAAUCAAAGGAUGCCGCCAAGCGCUCCUCCAAGAUGAGUAAGUCCGCCACUCCACCUUCCCCUCCGCCCGCCCAGAGAGCCUCCAUGUCCCGCUCACGCUCCCGUUCACGCUCCCGCUCCCGUUCCCCUUCUACUGACAGCCAGCGCUAAAAGAAGCCGUUUACCUUUUUUUUGGUUUUGUUUUUGUUUUUUUUGAGGGGGGAGGGAUUGACUUGUUUCGUCGCCAGUAGAAGGUUUUUUUUGGGAGUUUCACACUGGAGCUCUCGUGUCCUUUUCUCAAAGCCAAGACGAGAGAGUUUUUUCUUUGAGUAAAGUUUUCCACAUUUGCCCCGUUAUCAUUGAGUUGGAUAUUUUAUUUUUUUUGUUUCAUAAGGGAACAUUCAAAUUACAUCCACAAAUUACCCCCUCCUCUCCCUCUAUUUACUCAACCAUUCUGAGCCCGUAUGUAUGAUACCUCCACGCGUGGAUGAAUGAAAUCAUCCGGCCUCUACCAUUUCUUCUCUGGCGUCUUUAUCACUGUUAAUGGGCCUGUACAUGAAUCUCUAGGCUUGGAAAGACUUCUGAGUUCCCGAUCCUGUAUUUCCAAACAGUAUUAGGGGGCUUUUGAUAAAGUCACGUGACCACUUUCUUUGUGAAACUUUAGCUCGUCGAUGGAAAAAAAAACUUUGGAUUUUUUUGUCUGUGUCGCUCAUGUUUUUCCAAAGCCCUUUAACCUCUGGCCCCGAUAUUUUUGAACCUACUGUACAAAAGUAGCACAGCUAUAACUUUGGAUGCUUGCAUGUGCUUUUGUUUGAUGAGAAAUUAUUAAACAUAUUUGUGCUUAAGGCUCAAAUAACGAACCUCCAUUUCAGCCGACGGCCGCUGUAUCAGGAAAGAGAGGCUGUGCAGUUAAGUUCAUUUCUAGAUGAGACGGGAUGAAGUCAACUCUUUAAUUUUUGCAGUGGUGUUCCUUAAGAGUAUGCGGUUACUUCUAGCAUUGUAUUGUUUUUGUUUGUUUGUUUGUUUUUUUAUUUUUGUUUUCUUUUUGUAUGAUUAAAGGGUUUGUGUACAGAUUGCAUUUAAAUGUAAUUCCAAGAAUACUUGUUGGUACUGUGACUGAUGUUGAUGAAUGUGUUGACAGGAGUUUGGAAAAAAACACAUUUUUGUACAUGAGGAUUUUAUUUUCAGUGAUUUUAAACAAAGAAAAAGGAAGAAAAAACACAUACAUGGAUGUGGAUGUUUGUAUGGUGUAGGAAGACAAUAGACUUAACCAAUAAAUCCAUUUUAAAUAAAAAAAAAA